Molecule: messenger RNA, 1460 nt
Organism: Notothenia coriiceps (black rockcod)
Lineage: Eukaryota; Metazoa; Chordata; Actinopteri; Perciformes; Nototheniidae
Product: UAP56-interacting factor
Exons: 9
Coding region: 120-1082 (320 amino acids)
Biological process (GO): mRNA export from nucleus
Cellular component (GO): nuclear speck
Molecular function (GO): mRNA binding
Source: RefSeq, a predicted model, not a curated record
UUGGAGGAGGGUAGUGUAUUUUUGUAGCGUAGCCUCAAAAGGGACUAACAGUUAGCACGGCUGCCAACUACUACUACUAUAAUUUCCUUUGCACUCAAGAUUUAUCGUGAUUUGAUAGUAUGAACGGUGAUAAUGCAGCAGCUAGAGGGAGAACACCUGCGGUUACGGACAAAGUCGACAUGUCAUUAGAUGACAUCAUUCGGUUAAACAAGAAAGAGCAACAGUUACAGAGGAGACAGGCCACAGUGACCCGCAGACCAGUGAAAAAGAAAGGCCGUCUGACCCAGGGAAAGGGCUUCACAACCCAGAGAGGAGGAGCAGCUAAAUUAAGAAACAGAAGGGUCCCUCCCCCACCUGGUCGACGGCGGGGUCAGGGGGUUAUCACCGGGCUGGCAGCACGGCGGCCCGGGGCCCUGCUGAAGAGGGUCGGUACCCUGAACAGAGCCGCAGUCACCCAGCAGAAAACUAGGCCGAAAGCGAAGCCCUUCAUCCAGCGCCCCGAGGCUCCGUACAGGAAGCCAGAGGCUCCGAGGCAGCCAUACCGGCAGCCGGACCCCCGCAGGGGACAGAGCGCAGCGGGGGUCCUGAAACCCUUCCCGCUGAGACGCCGACCACUGCCCCCUGUCCAGCAGCAGACUCAGAGAGACGCCCGCCAGGCCACCUUCCUGUUCCACAGAGGACUCAAGGUGCAGGCCCAGGUGAUAAAGCCAAGUCCCCACAGUCCCCACAGUCCCCAUAGUCCCCAUAGUCCUCACAGUCCUCCAACCAGAACUCGCCAGUGGCGCACAUCAUCAGCCAACAAUGGAAUCUUGACUGUUUCAAUUGACAACCCCACAGCCAGGACUCAGCCUGAGCCCCCCUCUGCUUGGACCCUGCAUCCCCCAGCAGCCAUUGCAGCCCAUCCGAAGGUAGAAACGGUGGAGAAGAAGAUCCCCAAAGGAGUGCCUCUGGAGUUUGACAUCAACAGUGUUGGGAAACCGCAAACAGCGCUCACCCUGAACGAGCGGUUCUGCAUCCUGAAGGAUCAGCGCUCCUCCACAGCACAGAGCGGCAAGGGCAGCAGAUUUGUUACCGUUGGUUAGUUGUGAGGCCAAUUACCCAGAAGCCUCUUUGUCCUGUUCUACACAGUGCACCCAACCUUCCUGAUGGAGGGAACAGACUGAACCACUGACUUUACUAAAGAAAGGGAGGAUAACAACACGUGUCAACGGAGGAGUGGUAAAAAUAUGUUCCCAUCAUUGUCCUCCACUGUCUGUUGUGGAUGUCCGACACCGGGGAGGAAGGAACUCUUUCUCUCCCAUGGCCUUGGAACUGUUGACACUAUCAUGACGACUGUACGGACGCAUCUCUCUUCACAGAGAACCGCUAUGUGUUUGCAAGGGUGGCACGUAUGAUCUCUAAACCCUUUUUGUGAGAAUUGUUUUGUAAUGUUUCUUCAAAUAAAUGAGUUUUCUCUAUAA